Molecule: messenger RNA, 1785 nt
Organism: Priceomyces carsonii
Lineage: Eukaryota; Fungi; Ascomycota; Pichiomycetes; Serinales; Debaryomycetaceae
Product: MFS transporter
Exons: 1
Coding region: 1-1785 (594 amino acids)
Biological process (GO): transmembrane transport
Cellular component (GO): plasma membrane
Molecular function (GO): transmembrane transporter activity
Source: RefSeq, a predicted model, not a curated record
AUGUCUAGUUCUAAUAGUAAUUCAAAAGAUUCUACAUUAGAUGUUGGGAGUCUUGACUCCAAGACGUCAUUGCACUCUGAAAAACUGUUUCAUGGAGAAAAUAACCCAGCUUCUUAUAUGCCAACAAGUGGUGCUAAUACGAUACGUAGCCAAAUAACAGGAAAAGAAGAUGAAGAAACAUUAGAGAGGAUGAUCACCAAUAAUAAGGGUGUUGAAAAAGUUGUCUCGAGGUUAGAGGAGCGUGCCGGAAAACUUGGUGCUUUAGAAGAACCUUACGAUUUGAAAAGAAUAGAAACACAUCCCGAUCCUAAUUCUACCUUCAAUGAAAAUGAUCCUUGGAAAUACCCUAUAGACCAGGAAACUGGUUUAAGGCUUGUUGAGUUUGUUGCUGGUGAUAAAAAAAAUCCCAAGAACUAUUCAAAAGCUUUUAAGUGGUUGUGUACAAUUUUAUUAGGUUUUACUUGUUUUGUGGUGGCUCUUGGCUCAGCAAUUGUUACCGGAGAUUUGGAAAGACCGGCUGCUUAUCUCGGAGUUUCAGAAGAAGUUAUUAUUUUAGCAUCAGUUACUAUGUUUGUUAUAGGUUUUGGUGUGGGUCCAUGUGUAUUUGCUCCUCUCUCGGAAGAGCUUGGAAGGAAAAUCAUUUAUGGUUUGACGUUAUUUGUAGCUUGUAUUUUCAUUAUUCCUUGUGGAGCUGCUAAAAAUAUUGAAACCUUGAUUGUCUGCAGGUUAAUAGAUGGUAUAAUGUUCAGUGCACCGAUGACCCUCAUUGGAGGUUCUCUCGCAGAUCUUUGGGAAGGUUCGGAAAGGGGUGUCGCAAUGGCAGUGUUUUCAGCUGCUCCAUUUUUGGGUCCUGUUUGUGGUCCAAUAUUCGGUGGUUUAUUGUGUGAUAAUGCACCCACUUGGAGAUGGAUUUAUUGGACGUUCUUGAUAAUUGCUUGUUUCAAUUAUGUUAUAUUUAUGGCAAUUGUUCCAGAGACUCAUGCAAGUACUUUAUUGAAGCGCAGGUCCAAAAAGUUAAGAAAGGAAACAGGAGACGGACGCUAUAGAGCUAUAGCUGAGUUGAAAGUCAGGUCAAGAGGGCAAGUUGCUAAAGACUCUUUGCUUCGACCAAUAGUUCUUUUGAGUGAGCUUAUUGUCUUUUUAAUUACCGUGUACAUGAGUGUUAUUUACGGAUUGUUGUACAUGUUCUUUUUCGCCUAUCCUAUAGUUUACCAAGAGGGAAAACUGUGGUCUGCUUCAAUGACCGGUGUGAUGUUCAUUCCACUUGGAGUAGGUGUCGUUAUUUCGGCUCUCGUGUCACCGCUUUUCAAUCGCGACUAUAAUAGAUGCGCUCAGAAGUAUAGGGACAAAGGUGAAUUACCUCCGGCAGAGCUUAGGUUAAGACCAAUGAUGAUCAGUUGCUGGUUUAUCCCAUGUUCUUUAUUCUCUUUUGCGUGGUCUAGUUAUCCAUCGAUCAAUUGGGCUGGUCCAUGUAUAUCUGGAUUGGGAGCUGGCUUUGGCUUUUGCUGUGUCUAUAACCCAGCAAACAAUUACAUUGUUGACUCCUAUCAACAUUAUGCCGCAAGUGCAUUAGCCGCUAAAACAUUGGUCAGGUCAAUUUGGGGUGCAUGUGUUCCGUUAUUCACAAUUCAAAUGUAUCAUAGAUUAGGCUACGAAUGGGCUACGAGUUUGAUGGCUUUCAUAUCGCUUGCUUGUUGUGCUAUACCAUUCUUAUUUUAUAUUUAUGGUGCAAGAAUAAGACAGUUCUCCAAAUACGCCUAUGCACCUGAGAUGGAUGGCAAAUAG